ACUGUUGUCAGCUGGAGCUCUCACACACUCGCACACAAGCGCUCAGGCCGUCCAGCAGGCGAGGAAACACAGGUAUCAUGACCCUGCUCCAGGACAACCUCCACUCUGAAUCCUCCAACAGAUGCCUUGUCCACCACUGAAACGUCAAGGCAACCUCUUGAAAAACAUGAUGAGGAAUCUCUGAGGAAGUGUUCUAUUUUAUUUUUUCAUACUUGCCGCAUUUGAAUUGUCCUCAGACCUCAGGGAUUGUAACAGUAACAUGAGUGUGAAGAGUAAAAAGGCCGGGCUGGUCAUCAGCUGGCAGAAGUCAUUCUCCAUCCUGGCUCCUUGGAGGAAAGGAAAAGGAGACAGAGAUACAGUACUGGACAGUGAGGUUGUCCUGACCAAAAUGAAGCUCUUCAGCAACUUCCAAGAGAGGUUCCUGAUGGCCGAAGACAACGCGUCCACCACCUCCACCGUGUCUGUUACAAAGCAGGACAUUUCGCACCCCGCCAAAGCCUCUGAGGUGAAUUCCCAUCUUGAUGACAAGCCUGGACAGCCUCGGAUGGAGUCUGACUCCGACUACUUGUCUGCCAUUUUCUUACACUCUCAGCUGCCGAGGUUGUACAAGUUUGAGUCGGAGGACUCAGGAGUGGAGCUGACAAGUGGAGCUAACUCUCCGUCCACCCCGACAGGCUCUGAGCAGAGCUUCAUGGUCCACAGUCGAGAGCCCUCCUGCAACACCUGCAACCUAAACUCUGACCCUACCACUCUCCCUGAUAAACUAGUCACAUAUGCACAGAGCUCGGAGAUUAAACAGGCAGAGGACUCAGUAGAUAACAGUCUGAGCAUAGCAGUGGAUACUCAGGAUAAUGUGUUCAUGCACUCAGAGGAACUCAGUUCAGCUGCGAGAGUGGAACUGCACAUAGGUGAGGACGUGGAUAGAGACCAGUGUAUGGCUUCAGGAAUCAGCCCUGAAAGGCAUGAGGAGAUGUCUGGACAGCUCAAGGAGAACAGUGCUGUAAGUGAAAGGACCUGCUUAGAGGAUACGAGGUCUGGGAAGCAAACCUCAACAGGAGCCUGUGAUGACAUGGCGACCACUGACUUUCAGCCAGAGCCUAUAAGGAGGAGUGCCACCAGUGACAGCCUGAGGGAGUACAUGGACGAAUGCUGCAGACUUAGUGAGGCACAGCAGAGUCCCAACCCUCUGGGUUCAGGCCUGGGUUAUCUGCAGCACAUCUGCCAACUCAUCGAGAAGAUCGGCCAGCUGCAGGAGACCAACCUCCAGCUGCAGAGGCACAUCUGCAGCCUGCAGAAGGACGACAGGAUGACAAAGACCAAAGAGGACUUUUUCCAGCAGCACUGCAGCUGUGGAGCAGCCAGCCUGGCCUUCCACGACGUCCACAAGAGACACUUCAGAAGUGAGUGUCUGUCCCCCAGUGGAACCCUCUCUGACCUGUCCACCAUCCACGAGGUCACCCGGCAUCCACUCAUAUCAGCCAGGAGAGACAUGAGCGCUGAGGGUCUGACUCCUGUCCCUCUGUGGAGGAAAGGCUUGAACCGAAGGAGUUACACUGAGGGGGAGGUCCGCUUCCUCGGAGACAGCACGGAUGGACUCUCCGCCCCCCAGCGCAUGCUGAGUGAAAACUGUACAUGGGGCCGAGUCAAAGACCUGGUGAGGAAAUCUAAGAUGAGGAACCAAAGCAGGCUGGGAAUGACUUCCACCUCACUGAAGAUGUCCUGCCCACAACUCUACAUGCCUGAUCUGGAACCAGUAGAACCUGCUGCCAGAAACAGGAACUCCAUGAUUGCCUUGGGCCACCAGAGCAAAUUGGACUUCCCGUGGCUACAAUAAACAUCCAGUUCCUCAGAUCCAAUUGGUCUCACAUGGGGAAGAGGGGGACACCGUGACGAUGAUGAGAAGAUUCAAGAC
This is a messenger RNA of Sander lucioperca (pikeperch), 1912 nucleotides long. RefSeq lists its product as uncharacterized. The transcript is spliced from 8 exons. The record is from RefSeq and is a predicted model, not a curated record. The coding region runs from base 260 to 1834 and encodes 524 amino acids. Lineage: Eukaryota; Metazoa; Chordata; Actinopteri; Perciformes; Percidae.